Plenodomus lingam JN3 is the source of this 351-nucleotide messenger RNA. Lineage: Eukaryota; Fungi; Ascomycota; Dothideomycetes; Pleosporales; Leptosphaeriaceae. The record is from RefSeq and is a predicted model, not a curated record.
AUGAUCGCUUUGAGCGGCGUCAGGAACAUCGACACACCUCCUCCCAACUUACUUCGUCACCUCAACCAGCCUGAGCCAACCAACCACAACCGCCAUGAAACAACAUCCAAGGGCGAUGGAAACAAAUCGCAUCUAGCAUCGCGCCUGGCUUACCUAUGCAUUCAAACAUCGCACAAACGAACAGUCUCAUGUGCGAUAAGAAAUUACCGCCCUGUCACGCUGCUCGAUUUUAGCCAGACGCGGAGGUUUGACCAUGCCCCUGAUAAGAUGUCGCCCCCAUAUUGGACUGGCUCUCCCUGCUCAGAUCAAUCCCGCCCUGCCGCCGCCACUGUGCUUAUUUCACUGCAGUGA